This is a messenger RNA of Fraxinus pennsylvanica, 1131 nucleotides long. The record is from the annotation of a GenBank genome assembly. NCBI's taxonomy places the organism in Eukaryota, Viridiplantae, Streptophyta, Magnoliopsida, Lamiales, Oleaceae.
AUGGGUUCUUUGAAGUUAGAUCUAUAUUGCAGAAUCUACCCGGAACGGAUCGACCACUUCGAUGUGCUUCCGGAUUCUAUUCUUCUCUUAAUCUUUAACAAAAUUGGCGAUGUCAAGGCCUUGGGUCGAUGCUGCGUCGUUUCUAAGAGGUUCCACUCUCUGGUUCCUCAGGUCGAAAACGUAGUCGUUCGGGUUGAUUGUGUCAUCUCUGAUGAUGAUUCUUCGUCGUCGGGGAACUCUGCCUCCUCCUCGGCGUCGGCAGCUAACAAGUCCCGCCAUCCCAUCUCAUCCCUUUUUCGGCUUUUCUUUUCGGGCCUCUUUCAGUCACUUACCCAGCUGAUUACUCCCUCCCCACGCCGCUCAAUCGUUUCUAAUACGGAAGAUUUCUACGAUAUAGACCAGAACAGCGUGACCCAUCAUUCCCCUACUCAAGUCUUGAAGAAUUUUGAUGAAAUCAAGCUUCUGAGAAUCGAGUUACCGACUGGAGAGCUCGGAAUUGAUGAGGGAAUUUUGCUUAAAUGGAAGGCCGACUUCGGUUCCACGCUUGACAAUUGUGUUAUUCUUGGAGCCUCCAGUGUCAUUCAGACCACGAAUACUAAUGAGUGUUCCAGUGUUUGUAAUGUUGAUGGUAAUGGAGCUGAGAGCGAUAAUGGGAGCAUACCCGAAUCAUUUUACACAAAUGGGGGCUUGAAACUGCGUGUUGUAUGGACAAUAAGCUCAUUGAUAGCUGCCUCUGCUAGGCAUUACCUGCUCCAGCCAAUAAUAGCAGAGCACAAGACGUUGGAGAGCUUGGUUUUGACGGAUGCUGAUGGACAAGGGGUGUUGUAUAUGAAUAAAGAGCAGUUGGAGGAGCUGAGGGCGAAGCCUCUUUCUGCCUCAUCGGCUUCCAAGAGGACUCUGGUGCCGGCUUUGAGUAUGCGGUUGUGGUAUGCCGCACAUUUGGAGUUGCCAGAUGGGACUGUGUUGAAAGGGGCGACCUUGGUGGCGAUCAGACCCAGUGAGCAGCCCAAGAAGGAGGUUUUGGAGUCAGAAGUCAAUUGGGUUGCCUCAGCACUUGAGGAGCCAUUUGGAACUGCUGCAAGGAUGCUGGUGAAGAGGAGGACUUACUGUCUGGAAAUGAACUCAUUUUGA